Messenger RNA from Seminavis robusta, 447 nucleotides. NCBI's taxonomy places the organism in Eukaryota, Bacillariophyta, Bacillariophyceae, Naviculales, Naviculaceae. The record is from the annotation of a GenBank genome assembly.
AUGCUAACGGAGCUCCCAAAGACCCCUGGUCACAGACCGGAACAGAUUGACGGACUAAUGACAGCUUUCCUUGCCCACCCAUCGCCGACUAUUAUUCUAGACGAUAAGAGAGAUCAAUGGCAGUACGCACAGAACAAUGACCAGUCAUACGAGACCCUCCAACAGACCACCGCACUCUACAGCAAUAGGACCGCAACCAGUAAUAUCGAUGGGGACGGGGGCCGGUUCAUGAUGUUUCAAAAUGGAACGACCAAUGUCGAAUGUGUCAGGUUUGGUUUUAUGAACAACCCUUUGGCAAGUGCUGAAGAUCCGUCCUUUGUUAAGGGAUAUCCCAUGGAAAUCCACUCUGCAUUUGUCAAAUCUCUCAAGUUGCCAACAGGUUGGGAAUCGAAGCUGCCAAUUCAUGCGAAACGGCUGCAAGUGGCUGGUUCAGCAUGUUUUGAGUAG